AUGUACCCUCUAACUAGUAAAGUGUGUAGUAGUAGUAAUGCUACCUUUGUUAAUAGAUUAACUAGUCAUAUUUUAGCAACAAGACAAUAUGCUUCUACUGCAGCUAAGGUAGCCACUAGUAAUAAAGAUUCAAGUGCUAAUACCAAUGAACAAAAUCCUUUAGUUAAUCAUGGCACACAAGAAUCUUAUUUUGAUUAUGAAGGUGUAAUUGAAAAUGAAGUCUUAAAGAAAAGACAAGAUAAAUCAUAUAGAUUUUUCAAUAAUAUUAAUAGACUAGCUAAAGAAUACCCAAUGGCUCAUAGACAAUCAGAUGCUGAUAAAGUUACUGUAUGGUGUUCAAAUGAUUAUUUAGCUUUAUCAAAACAACCUGAAGUAAUGGACGCAAUGAAACGUGCUAUUGAUAAAUAUGGUGCAGGUGCAGGUGGUACAAGAAAUAUUGCAGGUCAUAAUAAAUUAACAAUGCAAUUAGAAGCCGAAUUAGCUGCAUUACAUAAGAAAGAAGGUGCUUUAGUAUUCUCAUCAUGUUUUGUUGCGAAUGAUGCAGUUUUUUCAUUAUUUGGUCAAAAGAUUAAAGAUAUGGUUAUCUUUUCUGAUGAAUUGAAUCAUGCAUCAAUGAUUAUUGGUAUUAAACAUUCUAAUUUAAAGAAACAUAUCUUUAAACAUAACAAUCUAGAAGAAUUAGAAACUAUGUUAAAACAAUAUCCAAAAUCUACUCCAAAGAUGAUUGCAUUUGAAUCUGUUUAUUCAAUGGCAGGUUCAGUAGCAGAUAUUAAUAAAAUUUGUGAUUUAGCUGAAAAAUACGGUGCAAUGACAUUCUUAGAUGAAGUCCAUGCUGUUGGUUUAUACGGUCCACACGGUGCAGGUGUUGCUGAACAUGUUGAUUUCGAGGCUCAUCGUAAAGCCGGAAUUGCCACUCCAUCUAUAAAGGAUAAUAAUGGUCAUAAAUUAGCCAUGGAUCGUGUUGAUAUCAUUACAGGUACAUUAGGUAAAUCCUUUGGUGCUGUUGGUGGUUACGCAGCUGCAAAUAAACGUAUCAUCGAUUUCUUAAGAUCUUAUGCUCCAGGUUUUAUCUUCACAACCACAUUACCACCUGCAGUAAUGGCAGCUGCAUCUGAAGCUAUUCGUUUCCAAAGAGGCAAUAUUGAAUUAAGAACCGCUCAACAAAAACAUACAACUUAUUUGAAGGAAGGUCUUCAAGAUUUAGGAAUCCCUGUUGUACCAAACCCAUCACAUAUUGUACCAAUUUUAAUUGGUAAUGCUGAUUUGGCAAAACAAGCUUCUGAUAUGUUAAUGGAAAAACAUAAGAUUUAUGUUCAAGCUAUUAACUUCCCAACUGUUGCAAGAGGUACAGAAAGAUUACGUGUUACUCCAACACCUGGCCAUACAGAUGAUUUAUCCGAUAUAAUGUUAGAUGCAAUGGAAGACGUAUUUACUGAAUUACAAUUGCCUCGUGUUAAUGAUUGGGAAGCACAAGGUGGUUUCUUAGGUGUUGGUGAUCCAAAUUUUAUUAAGGAACCAAAUCUAUGGACAGAAAGACAAUUAGAAUAUACUAAUAAAGAUUUGAAUCCAAAUGUUAAACAUCCAGUAAUUCAACAAUUAGAAGUAUCUAGUGGUAUUAAAGAAUAA
Messenger RNA from Maudiozyma saulgeensis, 1626 nucleotides. The record is from the annotation of a GenBank genome assembly. Lineage: Eukaryota; Fungi; Ascomycota; Saccharomycetes; Saccharomycetales; Saccharomycetaceae.